UGACCGCCGCUCCAGCUCUGGUCAUUAUCAGCUUGUGUUUCAUCCAAGUGUCCAGAUGGUCCGAAAAGCUGCUUCAAUCUGCUCUCACUCCCCCUCCCUCCUUCGCUCGCUCCUUUUUAGGGGAAGAAAAAAAACCCUAAAUAAAUAAAAGGUGAUGCCAGCGAUGAGACUGGAUCUAUGGUUUCAGCUCGUGACAGAAGAGGGGCCAGAGCUGGACCCGGAUCAGUCCGGCUGAUGUUUUCGGGGCUUGGGUUGUUCGCAGAAAGUGCCCAGAGGGUUGUGGGUGCGAUUUCCCACGAGAUCAUCAUGUCGUAAUUCCUCUUCUGUCUGCAGGAAUUGACCAGUUGUUUCCUCAGUAGCCGAAUUUGUCGUUCAGGUGCGUCCGUCCGUCUCCGCUCUGACCUGAGUCCCACACGGAAGAAAGCGUUCCUCUUUUACAUGACUUUUAAGUUCAUAAAACAAUUGAAGGAGUCACACAAUCUUCGAGCUCUUGUAGCAUUUCCAGCAUCUGAACACCCGAAAAUAUUCAGUACCCAACCACAGCUUUCAGAUACUUUGCUGCCCUCUAGUGGCAGAUAAAGGUGCAACAGAAUCACUAGUUUUUGGUACUAUUUAAUUCAUCUUAAAUGUGAUUUAAUGUGCAUUUCAAAUGACCACUUACCAGCAGGGGGCACCCACACACAAUAAUCUGGGUCAUCGUCUGGAUACUGUUUGGAGAGCAGCGCGGGCGGCUGCGGGUCGGAGAGUUGGGUCAGUAUUUGUGAUGAGUGUGUGUGUGUGUGUGUGUGUGUGUGUGUGUGUGUGUGUGUGUGUGAGAGAGAGCGAGAGAUAACACCUACUCUGCUCUGGCCUUUUGUCUUCGUAGUGGUUUUACUGUGGGCCUCCCCCUUAGUUCCUGUAGAGAAACACGACAUUAGGAACUAGAGAUACUGGCAAGCAAGGAUGAGGAAGCAAGUGAUAGUGACCGGUGCUGGACGGAGCUGGUGCCGCAUCACUGCGCUCAGAACAAACCUCCGACUUGUGUUUACUUUUCGGGGGGCUCGGCUCUGGAGAAAGAUUUAACAUCAUUUCAUAUGGCUCCUUUAAGAGUUGAGCUGAAUGAUCCACUCUCACCUUUUCUGACAGAAGGUGGACUCGCUUCUGUCUCCUGAGCAGUGUUAGAUAUUGACAUACUGGAGUCUUCUGGAUCCAUAUUUGACUCCUCACAGACCUCUGGACUUUCUUCCUUCUUCUCAGCCUCCAUCUUCUCAUCUUCCUCCUCCUCUUCUUCUUCUUCUUCUUCCUCCUCCUCCUCUCCUCCAGGUGGAAGCUCUUUCAUGUUGAACAGCUCCGCAGGCAGGUUUGGUCGCUUUGGAGGAAGUUUCUAUAUGAAUGAUAUGAAGACGUGAAUUUUUUUUUCCUUUUUUUUGAAUAAAGACGAGACUAGAGAAAAGGAAUGCACCCCGAUAGUCCCGGUCUUGAGUUUGAAUUUACUUCCUCCCUUCAUGGCUCCGAACAGCGGGAGAGUUUUUUUGGGUUUCUCCGACUCGCCACUUCCACUGUCGACAUGAAAACCCAGCGUGAAUAUUCAAUUGUGGCUCAGGGCACGAGAAGUGCUCCCACCUCGGCAGGAGGGAAGGCAACUCAGCUGGUCGCGUCAGCUCCACCAGUUUUCUGAGCCGCUGCGCGUCUUUGCGGAGAUCUGCGACGUGCAGAUGGAGCUUCUUGCGCUCCACGGCGUCCAUCGCUGUCUCGCUUCUCACUGCCGUCAUGAAGGCAUCCAGAGGGUCGUCGGCGGAGGACCGGGAGGAGUCUGAGCCGAAAAAAAAAAAAAAAAUAUACUCUCUACUUCUGGCUCAGCAGCACCACAGGAGUCACCAGAAUGUAACCCUGGUUUUCUGAGUAUGACCCUCAAAUGGAGAGGAAUCCAAAAUAAACGACUUCCACGUCAAACCUAAGUGGAUUCAAGCUUUUCAAUUGAUGAAAAAGGCUGAUAUUUUACAAGGAAGGGUGAGUCAAGCUACAUUUCCCACGUAAAAUAUCACAUUUUUUUGCAGGUUAGUUAGUCAUAGUGGCCUCAUUUUAGACAUCAUCAUACUGAAAAAUAUCAAUGGAUGACGGCUGCAAACAUCUUGUUCGACAGGGAGAAGUCGACGUCCAACAGAGCACUCACCUUUCCCAGAUCCACUCAGCUUUUUCUGCGUCUCUGCCACCUCCUUCUCCACCGCUGCCAGUUUGGACAGCUGAAGAAGACCAAUGUUCACUUCAGAAAAAUGGAAUUUGUUACCGUGAUCUCGACAUCCGUCACUAGCGGUGCUCCUCACCAGCGAGUCGUACGUCUCCGGUCGCUCCUCGAUCUUCCCUGCCUUCUUCAUCCUCUCCUUCCGCUUCUUCUCUACGGUUCCGGUCCGGUCCAAAAACGUAUCGUCGUCACUGUCGUAGAAGUCCUCGUCCUCCCAGUUUUUCUUUUUGCGCUUUCGUGAAACUAAAGAAAGAGAUUUUUAGAACAAGUGAGUCUUGGAGAUGCAGUUGGACUCUCCCAAGAGGUCCUCAUCACCUGCUUCCUGGCGCAGCAGCCCCCGGGCCUCCAGCAUGCGACAGGCCUCCAGGCAGCACUGCACCGCUGCCUCCUUCUUCUUCCCCGUGUGCGUCACUUCUGCGACCAGCUGUCGGCCCAGGGCGUCGUCCACCGGCAGCCUGAAGGGGAGAGAGGCCGAGCUCAAGCAGAGACAAACACCAGAGCAAAGCUUCAGAGGCGCCUUUACUUUAUCCUGCAGAGCCACGUGCCGUGAUUCUUGUCCUCAUACUCAAACUCCAGCUCCUCCCCUGAAGAAGAGUCCAGACGAAACAGUGUUGAGUUGAUCGACAGCAAGGAUUUGAAGACGGCGUUUUCAUUUCACCUUCUCUGUCAUAGAAACCCUGCAGCGCCUUCUUCGGGUCCUUCAGGUAGGCAGCUUCCUGGUCUUCAUGGAACUCGGUUGAAAAGGGGUUUUCAGCGUUCUCAUCCUCCUCAGGGAACGCUUCCUCAGCUGCAGAUUAAACAACAAUGACUCCUCUGACGUAAAACAACAGGCGGAUCCUUGACUCACCCAUUCCCCAUGAACACCCAGAAUCCUCUGAGGAGACUUUGCUCUGGCCUUUCAUGCUUUCCCCGUCGCCCUCCUUUUCCUCCUCCUCCUCCUCCUCAUCAUCAGAGUUCUCUCCCAUCAUCCUCUUCUCCAGCUCGGCCUUUUGUUUCUGCGCUCGCUCCCUCAGCUCCGUCACCGUCAACUCAGACUCCUCCUCCUCAUCGAAUUCUGGACCCUGAGAAUCCACAAUAGUUUGAAAAAGGGCACUUUUUUCAAACUAUAUUUCAAGGAGUCCGGAGGCUUUACCUGCAGUAUAAAGAGUCGGGUGCUGCCUCCGAACUUCAAGACGUGACCCACUUUGAUCCUAAUGUAAGUCUUGGGUGGGAUCUUGUUCUUGUUGACCACAGUGCCGUGAGUGCUGCCCAGGUCGUGGACAUAGAAGCCCCGCUCUUCCCCCAUGUUCUCCGUCUCUCCAGCCUGGCUCCGGUACUGGAUCACAGCGUGGUAUCUGGAGAUGGAGGGAUGCUCCAGAGGCAUGUCACACACCGGCAAGCGACCCACUACGAAGAAGCUCUUCACAUCGAGGGGGAUAGUGUUGAUGAUGGUGCCAUUCUUCAGGAUUUCGAGGGAGUAGCUGAGGUCCGGUGCCGCUCCACCCCAGGCGGGUUCCGAGUAGGGAAGAGGAGGAAACUUACCAGCCAGUGGCGCUUUGGACGGCAACACUUUGGGCUUGACAGGAGGAGCGGAAGCGACUUUACUUUUGCUCUCGUCAGGUUCCGUUUUAGGAGGUUUGACCUGUUCGUUUGGAGCCGUUAUCGCUUGACUGUCGCCGCACGGUUCCGCUUCGGACGGAGCGACGUUGCAGCUCCGUUUGCCCGCCACAGCAGGUGCUUUGAAAAUAUCUGGUUUUUUGAAAGUGUCCAGAGUUUCCAGUUGCGGUUCGGGUGUUUUCUCUUCCCCAUUUUCGACAGCAGGCUCCGUAUCCAUGACGGUACUCGCGUCUUUAUCGGCGCUUGGACUCACGUCUGGCGGCAGGGAGGCGGACAUGAUUGUUUGGUGCCACAGCGAAUUCCAUCCGGCUUGUCAUGACUUUUUAGAAAGAAAAUCUUUACAAAUGUAAAUGCUCAACGGAAAUAAAUAUGGAAUCUUAUUCCACUUACCAGUUAUUCCUUGCUUACACGAGAUGCCUUAAAUGCCAAUUUGGUCUAAGUGAAGUUUGUUGUGGAACCAAUUGGCGUGUGGAGGGACGCACCGGAAGUGAAGAACAACGUUUCCGGGUUGCCUCAAAGCGCGUCAACACAAAGCUAAGAGGAGCAUCACAUCUACUUUCCUUUUAUUUAAACUCCAAACCAUGAUGCGUUAUUGGGGUGAGAUCCCUGGACCCACCAGUGCCCCGCCCAGUCGCAGCUCUUUUGACUUGCUGCAGCGCGAGUUCCGCUCCGUGGAGAUGCAGGACCCGCCCCUGCACCAACCGUCCGCACAGCGGCCGCGACCCACCACCAUGCUGGACAUCCCGUCGGAGCCCUGCAGCCUCACCAUCCACACAGUGCAGCUGUGCCAACACACACGGAGACUGCGGGGGCUCCUGGCAGCUGCUCAGGGUCAGACCUCCGCUGUCUCUGAGGGCUUAUGCAAACUGGAGGACACAGACACCAAACUCCCCCUGCGCCCGCCCACCCCACCCGUCAUGCCAGAUGACCUGCUCCCCGCAGAUAGCAAAGGCCCAAGACAACCUUUCCAGCUCUGCCACAGUGACCCUGAAAGCGACUUCUACAAAGGUAAAGGUGAGCCAGUCACCGAGCUCAGCUGGCCCUCCUGCAGGCAGCUGCUCUACCAGUCGGUAGCCACAGUCCUGGCCCACGCCGGCUUUGAGUCCGCGCAGGAGAGCGUGUUGGAGACUCUCACCGACCUGGUCCAUGAGCACUACCUUCGGCUCACCCGCCUGCUGAGGGUGGCGGUGGAUCGGGAGGCGAGACUUGGCGCGAGUCCCUUUCCUGACGUGGUGGAACAAGUGUUCCACGAGGUGGGCAUCGGAAGUGUGCUGGAUCUGCAUCGAUUCUGGCAAGUUCGCAUCAAGGACUAUCACAGUUACAUGCUGCAGGUCAGUAAAGAUUUGUCAGAAGAGUACGAGCGGCUGGUGAAUCCAGAAAAGGCUCAGGAGGACUCCAAACCUCCCCGGAUCAAAGAGGAGCCGAUGAGCGACAUCUUCUUCCCUGUGAGCGAGGAGCCGGAGGCCGACUUGGCCCCAGGGGACCAGACUUUGCCGAUGGGGGUGCUCGGCGGCCACACUGAGCGCCUUGCUUCCGGGUUGGACCCUGACCACUCCCCCCACACCUCAGGUGGCGCUGUAGCCAACAACUCCCCGCUGUGGCCGCAGGUGAAAGUCGAACCACAAGAUGGCGAAGACUCCCAAAAUGCCGGGCAUCACCAUCAUCACCACCACCAUCAUCACCAACACCUCGAUGUGUUCGAGGAGGGCGGCCCCAUGUCCACCAUGAGCGAGACGGCCGGAGCGAUGGCGCCCUCUUCUGCUGGCGCAGUGUCUGACGGCAGCUACGCCUCGCCCGACUCACUAAUGGACACGUCGCCCGUCUUUAACCAGAGACCUCGAAAACGAACGAAGAAGAUGUGAGACUGUCAGUGGACUCAACAGAAAAUACUUUAAGUCGCAAUAGUGUCAUUUGUUCACUCGGAAAUAAAACAUUUUUAUUCAGAAGGCCACUGCGUGACCAGCUGUCAGGUCAGUAAUGCUUUAUCACCACAACAGAUCACCUAACAAGUGACAGAUCAUUUUGAGGUGAGGUUGUGCCUCACGUACAUGUACGCUGAAGCCAAAAUGUUCCAGUCAGGUUUGCAGGCAUGAAGGUAGCAAACCACCGGCUUGUUGUAUUUGGCAACGGUCUGACCCCUGCAGCUUGUCAACA
Molecule: messenger RNA, 5971 nt
Organism: Synchiropus splendidus (mandarinfish)
Lineage: Eukaryota; Metazoa; Chordata; Actinopteri; Syngnathiformes; Callionymidae
Gene: supt7l
Product: SPT7 like, STAGA complex subunit gamma
Exons: 5
Coding region: 4399-5679 (426 amino acids)
Cellular component (GO): SAGA complex
Molecular function (GO): protein heterodimerization activity; transcription coactivator activity
Source: RefSeq, a predicted model, not a curated record